Loa loa (African eye worm) is the source of this 318-nucleotide messenger RNA. RefSeq lists its product as hypothetical. The transcript is spliced from 2 exons. NCBI's taxonomy places the organism in Eukaryota, Metazoa, Nematoda, Chromadorea, Rhabditida, Onchocercidae. The record is from RefSeq and is a predicted model, not a curated record. The coding region runs from base 1 to 318 and encodes 105 amino acids.
AUGUGGUAUAGAUUGAAAGAUGUGCGCAAACGAGGAGUAUUUGAAAAUGAAGAGAAGAAACCAGAAAAUGAAGGCUUCGUUGUCAAAAAUUUCAUGUUUCAAGAACGAGUAUCACCACUGCUUAUGACCAGUUCAGCAAUGGCACCCAUAUACAAGCGUACUGAAUUCAUGGUCUUGUCGGCGGGUGUUGUGCUGUAUUGGAUUGUGAUGGUAUUUAUCGGAACGACAUUAAUAAUGUGUUGCAUAUGUACAAAGUCCCGAGCGAAGCGGAACGAGGUUCGAAAAAACAAGAGGGAAGAUGCAACAGAAGAUGCAUAA